AUGGCGCCUAGAAGCCUUCUUCAGCACGCCGGGCUGCUUGCCUUGGCCACGAGCAUCAACGCCAUUCCGUUUGUCUCAGAGCCGCAGACCACAGUCACCUCCGAGCCGGCCUUCACGCCCUCUCAGGUCCCUCACACCAACGUGACCUCCCACGGCCCUUACACAGGCCCAUCGCCAACCACGACUGGUGCCAUUUCAACCAGCGUCCUGGCAUCCGAGGUUCCUCAGCUCCCUCCUCCAGACGACGCAUACGACUACCCUGCAGACGGAAAACUUCACGGUGACCAGCCAGCUCCGUAUACCCCGUCCGGUGGCAUCGGGACUAAUGGCUCUGCUCCGGUCUACCGCGUCCAGAGUGACUUUGACUUCCAGUCUCUCGCUCUGGGCCUGUACCAGGAGUACAUUGAGCUUGACCUCUUCCACUGGGGUCUUGCCACCUACUCUGAUGAGGACUUCGAGGAGCUUGGCUUGAAUGCCGAGGACCGCUUCCUGCUGCAGCACAUGGCCGACCAGGAGAUCGGCCACGCGACCGUCAUCACGAACCUCCUCGGUCCCCAGGCCCCGCAGCAGUGCACAUACAACUAUCCCGUCUCAAACCUGCGCGAGUACAUCGACUUCAACCAGAAGCUCACCCGCUGGGGCGAGGCCGGCGUGUACGGCUUCCUCCCUCACCUCAACUCCGGCCCGGCCGCCCAGCUCUUGCUGCAGAGCAUCACGGUCGAGGCCCGCCAGCAGAUGAUCUUCCGCCAGUUCGAGGGCCUGUUCCCGAUGCCUGAGUGGCACACCGUCGGUAUCCCGCAGAGCUGGGCGUGGACGUUGCUCGCCCCUUAUAUUUCCUCCUGCCCCUGGAACCAGACUCGUUUGAUCUGGCAGAACUUCCCUGCUCUGCACAUCCUGAACCAGCCUAACCCUUACCGCAUCAACGGGUCGAACGUCUGGAACGAGACCACUGGAGGUUGGGCCAACACCGCGGCGACGACCAACAUCACCGACUCCGAGUCGUGCGUGAACGCCACGGGCCCCGGUCAGGACUGCAGUGCUGCCAUCACGCACAACCGCACCGAGCCGCUGUCGUACCCCGGUCGCCAGGUGUUCCUGCAGUGGGACGCGCCUGGGCAGCCGGUUGGCCCCAACAACAGCUACAUCACCUCCACCAAUGUGCAGGAACCCAAGUUCGCCGCGUGGGUGUCGCAGCUGAACGUCACGUACUCUGCUUUGCUGAAUGUCAGCAUGGAGGAUCGUACCGCGUACACGAUCCAGCCUAACGUGUCGACUUGGGAGUAUGACCCAGCAAUCAACUCGACCAUGUUCCUGGCUCUUACGGACACUGAUCUGUACGUCACGCCGUACAACUUGACCAUGAUCAACCCGCAUGUUGCUGCUCUGGCCGUGUACCAGGCUGGCUAA
Colletotrichum karsti is the source of this 1407-nucleotide messenger RNA. RefSeq lists its product as uncharacterized. The record is from RefSeq and is a predicted model, not a curated record. The coding region runs from base 1 to 1407 and encodes 468 amino acids. The transcript has a single exon. Lineage: Eukaryota; Fungi; Ascomycota; Sordariomycetes; Glomerellales; Glomerellaceae.